Messenger RNA from Pochonia chlamydosporia 170, 3021 nucleotides. Its product is annotated as DNA replication licensing factor mcm6. Gene Ontology annotation, biological process: double-strand break repair via break-induced replication; mitotic DNA replication; DNA replication initiation. Gene Ontology annotation, molecular function: single-stranded 3'-5' DNA helicase activity; single-stranded DNA binding; ATP binding. The transcript has 4 exons. Lineage: Eukaryota; Fungi; Ascomycota; Sordariomycetes; Hypocreales; Clavicipitaceae. Gene Ontology annotation, cellular component: MCM complex; nucleus. The record is from RefSeq and is a predicted model, not a curated record. The coding region runs from base 1 to 3021 and encodes 1006 amino acids.
AUGGCAUCUAGUGAGGCUGGAUACAUGAUGUCGGACGCACCAUCAUUGGCGGCGGUGCAAAAGCGGCAUAUGGCGUUUCCUUCUUCUUCGUCAACUCGACCUAGAGGACCACCGUCAGAGAACCUCGGUGCAGCUAGCGAUGAUGAUGGCGACGCUUUCGCAGACGAUCAAGUACCUCGGAGUUCACGUAUCCCUGAUGCCGCCAACAUACCCCGCGUGGAGGACCGAAUCGGCCUGCUCGUUCAGGAGCACUUUGAAGCAUUUAUCGAGAGGCAAGUACGAAGUCCAAAGGCUUCAUUUUUAUUGCAUGAAUGCAAUUUUGCUGAAGAUCCACUGGCAGGCGCGCCGACGUCGAGCGCUGUUACCACGGAUAAAUAUUACAUUGCACAGAUAAAAUCCAUGAAAAACUUGCAACUGUCAACAUUCUACGUCGACUACAAGCAUCUUGCUUCAUGGGAGAAUGGCAGUCUUGCCGACGGCGUUAUUCGCCAGUACUAUCGUUUCUUGCCUUUUCUUACGGUAGCACUACACAACAUGAUCGCAAAAUACGAACCGCAAUACUUCCUGGAGCAUCGCCAGCCCACAACCUCAAGCGCUCUGUCAACUUCGGCAGCUAGCCAGUUUGGGUCCUUGAGUCAGAGUGACGCCUCUCACCGAAAGAACGAGCAUCAACAAACUGAUAAACUAUUCUCAAUUGCGUUUUAUAAUUUGCCUCUUGUAUCACGGGUUCGCAGCUUGCGAGCCGCAAAUAUAGGGCAACUUCUGUCCAUAUCGGGCACAGUCACUAGAACUUCAGAGGUUCGACCUGAACUGUCUUUGGCAACAUUUGUUUGUGAAGCGUGCCGAGCCGUGGUCCCAAAUGUUGAGCAAACUUUUCGAUACACAGAGCCGACUCAGUGCCCCAACAGAACCUGCUCCAAUCGAGUGGCAUGGCAGUUGGAUAUUCGACACAGCACUUUCGUCGAUUGGCAGAAGGUUCGCAUUCAAGAGAAUAGCUCAGAGAUUCCAACCGGUAGCAUGCCUAGAACGAUGGAUGUCAUCCUCCGUGGGGAGAUUGUUGAUAGAGCCAAGGCUGGAGAAAAGUGCAUAUUCUCAGGCGCCCUUAUUGUCGUCCCUGAUGUGAGCCAGCUAGGUUUACCUGGACUGAGACCGACAGCCAUUCGGGACGAUCGGGGAGCACCGCGUGGAAAUGAGGCAGGAGGAAGUGGUGUCACCGGCCUGAAGGCGCUCGGUGUUCGCGAUCUGACCUAUCGCCUUGCUUUCCUGGCCUGCUUUGUUGCGCCUGAUACUUCAAGCACGAGCCAACCUGCCGCAAAUAGUGCUGCUGAUGUGGUCAAUGCGCUUACCCAAGGCAAUUCUGCGGAAGGCGUCGAGUCUGUUGAGGAUGCACAAGCCGCUGUACUCGCUUCCAUGAACCCAUCGGAAAUCGAAGACUUGCGAGCGAUGGUGCACGGCGAUCACAUAUAUUCGCGCAUGGUACAGUCAAUCGCACCAAUGGUAUAUGGCCACGAAGUGGUCAAGAAGGGCAUACUGUUGCAGCUAAUGUCAGGCGUACACAAAACCACGCCUGAGGGUAUGCAGUUGCGUGGUGACAUCAACAUCUGUAUCGUCGGCGAUCCAUCAACGUCUAAGUCCCAAUUUUUGAAGUAUGUCUGCUCAUUUGCUCCACGAGCUGUUUACACGAGUGGAAAGGCAUCAUCUGCUGCCGGUCUUACUGCCGCUGUGGUCAAAGAUGAGGAGACGGGGGAGUUUACUAUCGAAGCUGGCGCUCUCAUGUUGGCAGACAAUGGAAUUUGCGCCAUUGAUGAAUUUGACAAAAUGGACGUGGCUGAUCAAGUUGCCAUCCAUGAGGCAAUGGAACAACAGACCAUUUCUAUUGCCAAGGCUGGCAUUCAAGCGACACUCAAUGCUCGAACAAGUGUGUUGGCUGCAGCGAAUCCUGUAGGUGGACGGUACAACCGCAAAGCGACCUUGAGAUCCAACAUUAACAUGUCGGCCCCGAUCAUGUCCCGGUUCGAUUUGUUCUUCGUCAUUCUUGAUGAAUGUAAUGAACAAAUUGAUCAGCAUCUCGCAGAGCACAUUGUUGGAAUUCACCAAUUACGGGAUGACGCAGUGGAGCCUGAAUUCAGCACCGAACAACUCCAAAGAUACAUUCGGUUUGCUAGAACCUUUCGCCCAGAGUUUACCGACGAGGCCAAAGAUGUUUUGGUCACUAAAUACAAAGAAUUGCGGGCUGACGACGCUCAAGGAGGAGUAGGUAAAAACUCCUACCGCAUUACAGUGAGACAACUGGAGAGUAUGAUCCGUCUGAGCGAGGCUAUUGCCAAGGUAAACUGUGUGGAAGAAAUUGAUGCAAAGAUGGUGUGUGAAGCAUAUGAUCUACUCCGCCAAAGCAUUAUCUCUGUUGAACAUGAUGACGUGGAAAUGAUGGACGAGGACGAACCGCAAGAAGACAGUGACACCCUCCGCCAAGUUGCAGAGACUGUAUCCAGGAGGAUCACCGACAGCGGCACUUUGGCAAUGGAUGAAGAAUCAAUUCCAAGUGACUUGCCCUCAGAUGCACAAGACGGGGAACCUAAAUCGAAGAAAAAACGAAUGGUGACGUACGAUAAGUACAUCAAAAUGGUCAACAUUAUCGUACAGCGUAUUAGUGAUGAUGAGCAUGCAAGUGGGGAUGGCGUAAAUGGUGAGGAACUUAUCAAUUGGUAUUUGGAACACCAAGAGGACGAGCUACAAGGCGAGGAUGCCUAUCAUACUGAAAAAGAGCUUGCAAACAUGGUUCUGAAAAAGAUGGUCAAAGACAACAUCCUGAUGGCUCUCCGUGGAGAAGGUUUGGACGGCGAAGCUACGUCAACUGCGGCUGGAGUGGUACGAUGCGCCAUUCGCUAUGACGACUGGUACAAGAGCGAGACCUCGGAGUUUGUCAUAGGGAUCGGCCACGAUGAUGUUUCACGCAGAGGCAUGGCUGAUAUGGCCGAAUACAAGUUGGGGGAAUACAGGUCGAGGAGUUGGGAGUUCUAG